AAAGGGAGGGUGAGGGAGGAGAGAGAGAGAGACCUGUAACUGAAGUGAAACACAAACCUGAGCUCUCUGGCAUUUCUCUCCUGUCGGACCGUGAGAGUGAACUGCACCGCCGGAUGUACAAACUUUAUCCUCCUUCAGUGAAAACAUUGCAUGGUUGCAGCCAUGGAGUGCCUCAAAGACUGCUGCAAGAUCUUCAUGAAGAAGAAGGGGAGGGAGCAGGAGACCCAAGUGAUUGCGCUGAAGAUGCCUCCUAACAAGGCAGCGGCAUCGGGAUGGGAGCCAGAGGAAGGGAGAAGGGGGGUCACAGAGGACUACUUCCUGUCCAAGCUGCCGCCGGAUGGCAGAGAGGUGCCGUUUGUCCUGCCGACCUUCAAGGCCUCCUACAUCCAACCCAGAGGCUCCCGCUACCCCAAUUUACCGUCUGGGCCGCAGAGUUCAGCCCGCUGCACGUAUGCAGAGAGGAAAGCGGAGCUGCUGGGCUCCACUCACUUCACCUACAGCCCCGAGUCCAGCCUCCAUCAGGGUCAGCUGGCCGAGUACAUGUCCCCCGGAUCGCCCCGCCGAGACACACUGAAGAACAGAGACUCCGGUCCCCAGAGUCCAGGUUGGACUCUGAAGCCGGUUGUCGAGCAGCGACUGAGCAGCUCCAUGUUUGAUCUGUCCAGCCCUCAGAUUCACAUGCAGCGCUUCGACUCCGUCUCCAGCGUCCUCAGCAGCACAUCCUCCGUGAUUGGCUCCAUUGAAAGCAGCCUGGACUCCAUCACCCUGUCUGGGGACGAGCGCGAGUUGGGGAAGGUGUGCGUCCGAGUGAACUACCAGGAGGCUCUGGAGCAGGUGUGGAUCACUGUGGUUCAGUGUUCAGACCUCAACGUUUUUCCGGAUGGAGUGGAACAACAAAAGAUUGGAUUUAAAGGGAUCAUCACCAUCCCCAAACCGAUACAGUUCAAGAGCUCGGUCAAGGAGUACCGACAGGAUGUGUCCUUCAUGGAGACCUUUGUGUUUGCGUUGCGUCUCCAGCAGUUGCGCUGCAGUGCUUUGGUGCUGCGGCUGCAGACGCACAACCCCAAGAAACGCACGGUGGCCGAGUGCGUCCUCUCCCUACGACAGCUCGGUCCUCAGGAGACGGAGCACUGGCUCGAGCUCAACCCUCUGUCCAAAUCCUCCGUGUGCCACUCUGAGCUGCAUCUCGCCACCUGCUUUCAGCCAGUCAACGGACGCAUCCAGCUCCAGGUCCUCGCCGCCCAAAACCUCCCAGUUUCCUCCUCACCACUCACACAAGCGUUCUUUGUCAAAGUGGAGAUGCACCAGUUGGGCCGUGUGGUGAUGAAGAAGAAGACUCGCUUCCUGAAGGCCUCGGGGGGGCAGUGUAAGUGGGCGGAGACUUUUCACUUCCUCCUGGCCGCGUUAGACAACGCCUGCUCGCUGUCAGUCAAACUCUACAGCCGGAGCUCGGUCAGGAGGAAACAGUGUCUUGGACAGGUUCAGCUGGGAUUCGACAGCCCCGUCCCAGAAGUAGUGGAGCAGUGGAAGGACACGAUGGCUAACCCAGAGAAAGUGGUGUCUGCGUGGCACCGGCUGAGCUCCGCCUAAACCUCUUCUCCCAACGUCUUCUUCACUACUACACUACAGAUGUGACGCUCUCGCGCUGCAGGUCCAGCUGUGCCCGCUUGCUUUGGCCACAGUCUUGUAGGCUAGCUGAGUGGACUCUGACGGACCGGACUGUAAAUUACUGAACGUGCUCUGAAAGCUCUGAGAGACCAGACUUUCCGCUGUUCAGGUGCUCGGAUGUAAAUAGGGGUUUCGAACAAAGUGUAAUUGCUGGAAAAGUUUUUUUUUUUUGGUGGUUCUUGUGUAGACAAAAUUGAAGUUUAUUUUUUCUAAAAAAAAAUAAAAAAGUAGAGGAUUUGCCUAACUGACAAUAAAGUCAGCUGCAUGGCAUUUAGCUGUAAAUAAUGCUGUAUUUUGUAACUCACAUGUGUUUUUAGGGAAAACCUUGUCACUCUGUUUCAGCUGGAUAGAAAGUUUACAAGCAGAGAAAGUCACCAUAAAGCCAAACUCACUGUAUUAAAAACAUCAUGUUAUCAGUCUGUUAUUAAGAUCCGUCUUAAAGGAUAAGGCUGGCGAUAUUCUGUAUUUUUACUUAUUUUUCGAUAGAAAAAUGGAGAGAGGUCUUCAGGAUUUAAUUGUUCUUUAAUAUAAUUUAGUAUUGGCCAUGUUUCAUGUUGACCGGAGACGAAGACAAACAUUCGCCAAUAUGGGAAUAUCCCAAGCCCCGAGGAAGAGCGCCGGGCUUUGAAGCAAGUUAUUGUAGUGGCCAAACCAUUGAAUUACACUGGAAGUGUAAUUCAAUAGUUUACAUGAUGCCAUUGCCCAAAAAGACUUGUUAAUAGAAUCAAUUCACUGUUGGUUUCGGUCUUUUCAUGGUAUUUGUUGACAAUAACCCCGGCAGGGUGAUGCUUGCAUCGCGUUGAAGGGGUUUAUUUCACAACAAUGACCGGCUAGCUGUACAUUAUCCCGCUUAUUACACAGCUACUUACUUAAGAAAUCAAUAAUUUGACACAAAAACGGUCAUCCAGAGUCCGACAUCAGAACUGCGCCCAUAGCAACGGUCUCUUAUAAAAACAAUAACAGACCGUUGAAUGCCGUGAUUGACCAAUCAGAAUCGAGUAUUCAACAAAGCCGUGUAAUAAGAGAAAUAUAAAUAUCACUCGACUUAUCCUUUAAUUACCUAAAAGGUGAGCUUAAAGGUUUUCCCUUACCCUAGUUUAACUAUAUAGGAUAUCAUGUUACUGUACAAUACAGCAGUAUCAAACCUUAGCUGUACGCUUUUGAUAAAAGCACUUUAAUCUUUUUUUUAUGUAUUUAAUGUAUUAACGUUUAGUGAUUAAAAGUAGGUGUCGUUUGGAAAAGUUGUGUGUUUAUUGAUAGAAAGUAGUGAAGGGAGCUCUCAUGGAAAUCAUAAGCCUAUAGGUGACAUUUCAUUCAGAACAAUCUGAAAUAAGACGAGGAGGAAAGUUUAUAAGAUAAUUCUGGGAUGUUAUGUGAAUGAUGGGAAGUCACAUGGAAGGAAAACAGGCCGAGGUUUUCAGUAAGUACAUUACUCUUAUGAAAUAGGUCAACAACCAUAAACCACAGUGUCACUUUAUAUUGAAGAGGCCACUGGUUGAGAAAUCUCAAGGCAAACAGCUAGAGAAUUUGUCACGCUUGAACAUCCUGUUUUUCCAAUUUCACCUUUUAUUAUGAAGGUAAUUUAAUGUCACUACUGUUCGUGGGCAAUCUCAAUCUCAUCCUCAACAUUUGAGUAUAGAAAAGGACAUUUGUGGGAAAAAAAAUCAAAUCACUUUCCUUUCAGCUGCAGCACUUUCAAGUUUCAUUUCAAUUAAAUGUCAACGUGGUGAAAAUUGCACUUAAAAAACAAUUUCCUGCAAAGAAAAACAAACCUUACUAGUCGUUAUUAGAGGGAAUGUGUGAAAGUUUGGGGGUUUGUAACCAUCUUUACUAUUCAAAUAAUCAUUCUGAACACAAAGUAACAUUUUUAACAGGCACUAUUUGGGAAUAAAACCCUCAGGUUUAUCUUCCCAGGAGGGAA
Molecule: messenger RNA, 3589 nt
Organism: Sebastes umbrosus (honeycomb rockfish)
Lineage: Eukaryota; Metazoa; Chordata; Actinopteri; Perciformes; Sebastidae
Product: tandem C2 domains nuclear protein
Exons: 12
Coding region: 151-1590 (479 amino acids)
Cellular component (GO): nucleus
Source: RefSeq, a predicted model, not a curated record